Molecule: messenger RNA, 1292 nt
Organism: Bacillus rossius redtenbacheri
Lineage: Eukaryota; Metazoa; Arthropoda; Insecta; Phasmatodea; Bacillidae
Product: dnaJ homolog subfamily B member 9-like
Exons: 4
Coding region: 205-900 (231 amino acids)
Cellular component (GO): endoplasmic reticulum
Molecular function (GO): protein-folding chaperone binding; misfolded protein binding
Source: RefSeq, a predicted model, not a curated record
GUCGUUAGCUAUACUUCUAUGGUUAUUUACAAUAAGUUGAACCAAUUACGUAGUUUUUCGUGUACCUACAUUUUAUCAGUUGUGUGAAAGUCAAUCGAAAAUGUGCUGUACUCACAUAUUGUUGUUACGGGUUUUUGAAAAAGUUACCACCGAAAUCCUUACAGGAAAACAAGGAUAUUUAAAAUUUUCAAGAAAGAAUAAAAUAUGAAAAUUUCUCAGCUCUGCCUUUUCUCCCUGAUCUUCUUUGCUGUUUUCAACUUUACCUCAACUGCCGAGAAGGGGAAGAAGAACUACUAUGAUGUGCUCGGCAUUAAGAAGACUGCAACGGAUAGAGACAUAAAGCGGGCGUUUAGAAAGUUGGCAGUUAAGUAUCACCCCGAUAAGAACAAACAGAAGGGAGCUGAAAACAAGUUCACAGAAAUUGCAGAAGCAUAUGAAGUGCUUUCGGAUCCAGCCAAGCGAAGAACCUACGAUCAGCUAGGUAGCGGAAUGUUUGGAGGCGCCAAUGGGGCUGGUGGGUCGCACCAUUUUAACCAUGACAACAUGUAUCACAGCUUUGAAGAGACAAUGGGGAAUACUUUCCAUUUUGGAGGACAUGGGCAUGGCGACUUCCACGGACAACACAGGCAUGCUCAAGGCCAUGGAUUUGUUUUCGAAGAUAUCUUCAUGGAGGAUCCUUUCAUGAACUUCUUUGGGCAAGACGAGCACACCUUCGGAGACGGCAGCUCGUUCUUCGGAAGCCACUUCUCACAGGGAGGCCACGCGAACGCGCAUGCGGGCAGCCAGUUCUCCAGCGUCCACUCGAGUCACCACUCUGAGCGGCAGAAGCGUGGCCAGACCUGCUACACGCGAACCGAGCGUGUGGGUAACACUGUCACCACCUACACCGAAUGUCACUAGGACAAGUGAACACUUUUCCUAUUUAAGUAUUGGCAGUUGGCCUCUCGGCUACCUGUGUUGUGUUUUAUUCAACUUAUCAUUUACAGGAACAAAUGUUUCCAUAUUUUUGCUUGCCAUUUGUAUAUAAAAAAAAAUUAUUAUUUCAACUAUAUGCAUAGUGUUAUCUAUCAAGACUGCUUAGUUAUUCAAAAUAUUUACUUUGUGUGAUGUAUUGUACCUGUAGAAAUAUUUAUUUUUUAUUUAAACUAUUUUCAUAUCUGAGGAUAAACAUUGGAUUGCAAGCUGUAGAAAUGAAAAAUUCAAUUCAUUUUGUGAUAAAAUUUAAAAAUCCUCUUCACCAACGUAUGUAUUUUUGACAAAAUGAUAAUAAAAUUAUUUAUUUCUCUUUUCAA